AAUUUAUAACACCGAUCAGAUCAUCCAAUCAAAUUAAGGCUCGUUAUCAAUGCUUAUCGGCCAAUCAAAAUCGUAAAUUUAAUCAACUCAACGAACCAUGUUUUCUCGUGCCGCCGCUUCGAUUUAUACAAGCAAAACGAACAAAGAUAACAUUAGUAGGAUUAGGUGCUAAUGUCGGUCUGACUGUUGUGAAGGGUAUAGCUGGUAAAUAUGAAGCUGUCGGAUCUCUCGCUGUCUCUUCAUUAUUGGUCGUAGGUGCUAUUGGAAUCGGCCAUCAUUCCUAUGAGUUGCUUAUGAGUGCAAUACCACCCAACUCUCCUUUUAAUAUCACUGAAAUUAGUCUUACUACGCAAAUUGAUCGUCCGCAUUUAAAUCCAAAUGCCGCAUGGUUUGCCGCUGCAUCUGUCGCCGUAAAAGAAGCUUUAUUUAGAUCAA
This is a messenger RNA of Racocetra fulgida, 435 nucleotides long. The record is from the annotation of a GenBank genome assembly. NCBI's taxonomy places the organism in Eukaryota, Fungi, Glomeromycota, Glomeromycetes, Diversisporales, Gigasporaceae.